Molecule: messenger RNA, 1683 nt
Organism: Penicillium cinerascens
Lineage: Eukaryota; Fungi; Ascomycota; Eurotiomycetes; Eurotiales; Aspergillaceae
Exons: 7
Coding region: 1-1683 (560 amino acids)
Biological process (GO): transmembrane transport
Molecular function (GO): transmembrane transporter activity
Source: RefSeq, a predicted model, not a curated record
AUGUCUGGCCACAUAAAGUUUGCAGAGCCGAUCUCGAAGAAGGUUGGGACCGCCGGCAGGAUCGGAAGGGACAACAAUGAAAAGGGGUCGGGUCAAAGAGCUUCUUCGCCUGGCAAUGAGAUUGUUUAUCUCUCGGGAUGGAGGCUUAUUCUUACUACGAUAGGACUUUUGAUCGGAUUCUUUCUUUCCAAUCUGGACGUCACGAUUGUCAGCUCAUCUUUGACGAGUAUUACCGAUAGCCUGGAGGGAUUUGAGAAGAGAAGCUGGAUUAUUACGGGAUACUUGGCUACCUACACAGGGUCUAUGUCAAUAUGGACAAAAGUUAGCGAUAUCGUCGGGAGAAAGCUCACGACAAUUGCCACCCUCGUUAUUCUGCUCGCGUUCUCUAUCGGGUGCGGAUGUGCCCAAACAGUCAACCAACUCAUAAUCUUUCGAGCACUCCAAGGAAUAGGAGGUGCGGGAGCCUAUGCACUGGCAAUCCUGUGCAUCUACGAAAUAGCCCCUAAAACGAAACUUCCGAUCUACAGUGGUCUCAUGUCAUUCUGCCUCGCCCUGGCGUCUUUGAUAGGUCCCAUCAUUGGAGGUGCUCUUGCACAAGCCUCAGCCUGGAGAUGGGUUUUUCUCAUCAACGGUCCGUUGUGCGUUAUUGCAAUCGUUAUUAUCACUUUUGCGAUGCCUAAGCACUUCGGCCUUGAUCAACACACUCCGUCAUUCAGAACACGAGCAUCGUAUCGCUCAUUUGCCAAUCUCGAUCUCGUGGGAUCGCUUCUCGUGAUGGCUGGCUCAUUUUUGAUGGUCACUGUCUUGAACGAAGCUAAUCUGGCGUUUCCAUGGGGCUCUAAAGGCGGAAUUCUGCUCAUUGUGCUUACGGCGGUUUCCUGGGUUGCCUUUUUUUCCUGGGAAUGCUACAUUUCCGACACCCCCGGUAAAGAUCCUAUAUUUCCCAAGCGAUGGCUUUUUGAGCGUCCUUGGAUGGGUAUACUUCUUUGCUCCUUUGUUAUUGGGGCCCCCUUCAACGUCGUCCUCGUAUACGUUCCACAGCAAGCACAGCUCCUAUUGGGCAAGUCACCUCUGGAUUCUGGUAUCUAUUUGAUUGGAUAUUCAGCCGUUGCAGCUGUUGCCGCGGCUAUUGUCAAUUUCGCCAGCGCGAGGGGUCGUAUCCCAUUCGUUUAUUCUCUGCUUGUGGGUUGUACAAUUCACACAGUCGGUAUUGGGCUGCUAUCGACUAUUGCCACUUCGAAGGGCUUCCAUGCGACGGAUAUCGUUUACGGUGUUAUUGCCGGCGCAGGGCUCGGGUUGACGAUGGGCAUCCUGGUUCUCUCAAUACCCUACAUAGUCGAGGAUAGAGAUCUCGCAAUUGCAACUGGUGCGGUAGUACAGUUCCGGUUCCUUGGAGGUGCUCUUGGUCUCGCCAUUGCGUCCAAUAUUCUCAAUGGUCGUCUGGUGCAUCAUUUACAGGGCAUCCUCACACCGCAUCAACUCCACCUAUUCCUUGAGAAUGUGAAAGCGAUAAACCAUCUAUCUCCCCACCUACAGGAGGAGGUAAAACGCGUUUUUGCGGAUAGUUUCACUACGCAACUAAGAGUUAUGAUAGGAUUCGCUGCUGCUUCGGUACCAGCAGCUCUGCUACUGUUGAAGCGAGGCCGACAGCUUGCGGCUGAUAGACAUUCAUGUCUAUUUUAG